Messenger RNA from Vicia faba (fava bean), 477 nucleotides. The record is from the annotation of a GenBank genome assembly. Lineage: Eukaryota; Viridiplantae; Streptophyta; Magnoliopsida; Fabales; Fabaceae.
AUGAAAUCAUCUUCCACUGCUCAUCUUCUCGACGUCUCAUCACUUUCAUUCGCGGAUUUAGGAUUUGCGAUUCUGUUUCCUCGCGUUGCCUCAACGGCUCAGCCUCACUUCGCUCGCGCCUUCACCGUCUCAGCUUCCGCCGUGAAAGCACCCUUUGAAAGACGCUAUUCAUUGUCUCCUCUGAUGUGGCUUUAUCUUCGUCGACGACGCGACUACUCCACCGUCUCAAGCCUCAUCGCCUUCUUAUCAAUUAGUUUCUCACUUCUAUUGGAAGACAAGUCUGGCGCGUGUUCAAAACUCAGUUCUUGCAAUGAGGAUAUGAAGAGAAACAUUGAUGAAGAUCAAAAGAAUCGGUAUGGCGAUGUUGAUGAAUACGUGAUUUUUAAAUUGAAGCAGUUGAAAGAAUCAAUUGCAGAAAAUCAAUCGUGCAGAGAUUUUUAUCGAGAGUUUAGAGGUGUUGUUACGAGUUCUUCUUGA